AUGCCCCGGGAUCCAGCUGCAGAACAACUCAAUGAGUAUAAAAAAAGAACAAAGCCCGGUGCACUCGUUUUAACCGGUAAUGGAGUUCCGAUUGCUAAUAAGCAGUCGAGUCUUACCGUUGGUCCCAGAGGGCCUAUUCUGCUUCAAGAUUUCGUUUUGAUCGAUGAAACCUCUCAUUUCGAUCGCGAAAGAAUACCCGAGCGCGUCGUCCAUGCCAAAGGAGCAGGUGCGUUCGGUUACUUCGAGGUGACCCACGACAUCACGAAGUACACGAGAGCCAAGUUAUUUUCCAAAAUUGGAAAGAAGACUCCGCUGGUAGCACGAUUUUCCCAAGUCAGCGGCGAAAGUGGUUCAGCUGACACUUCGAGAGAUCCACGCGGGUUCGCUAUCAAAUUUUAUACGGAAGAAGGGGUUUGGGAUAUGGUCGGUAACAACACGCCGAUAUUUUUCGUGAAAGAUCCUCUGAUGUUUCCCAGUUUUAUACACACGCAGAAAAGGAACCCCGCCACUCACUUGAAGGAUGCCGAUAUGUUCUGGGAUUUUUUAACUUUACGCCCCGAGUCGACUCAUCAAGUUCUGAUCUUAUUUAGCGAUCGAGGCAUACCGGAUGGCUAUCGAUUUAUGCACGGCUAUGGGUCUCACACCUUCAAACUAGUCAAUGAACAAAAGGAGACGAUUUGGUGCAAAUUUCAUUUCAAGACGGAUCAAGGGAUAAAAAAUAUUGAACCAGACAAAGCUAAACAGAUCGGAGCUAAUGAUCCCGAUUAUUCUAUUCGAGAUUUGUACAAUGCCAUUGCAACGGGUAAGUAUCCGUCGUGGACGUUUUAUAUUCAAAUCAUGACGCAAAAACAAGCCGAAUCAUUCAGAUGGAAUCCUUUUGACGUAACAAAGGUGUGGCCUCAGAAAGAAUAUCCACUCAUGCCCGUGGGUAAAUUAACCCUCAAUAAAAAUCCUGAUAACUACUUCAGCGACGUCGAAUCGGUGGCUUUCGACCCAGCCAACUUGGUACCCGGAAUCGAGCCGAGUCCCGACAAACUUUUGCAGGGUCGUCUUUUUUCUUAUGGUGACACGCAUCGACAUCGACUGGGCCCCAACUAUCAGCAGCUGCCGGUCAAUUGCCCUUACAAGGAGCAAUUCGUGAUUAAUUAUCAACGCGAUGGAUUGAUGAACUUGAACAAUCAGGACGGCGCCCCGAACUACUUCCCGAACAGCUUCAACGGGCCGCAGGAGUGCCCGGCCGUGCGAUCGCCGAGCUUUCACGCGAGCGGCGAGGCCGAUCGUUACGAUCCCAUCAACGAGGACGAUUACGGCCAAGCGACGCUGUUCUGGCGCAAAGUCCUCGACGAAGGGGCGAAAUCGCGCCUCGUGCGCAACAUCGCCGAUCACCUGAAGAACGCCUCGGCCUUCAUUCAGGAGCGCGCCCUGCGCAACUUUGGCAAAGUCGACGUCGAGCUCGGUAAACGGCUGACGGAGGCUCUGCGCAAAUCUGACGCGAAGAUCCACGCGUCUGGGAUUUCGGCGAAUCUCUGA
Messenger RNA from Trichogramma pretiosum, 1530 nucleotides. Its product is annotated as catalase-like. NCBI's taxonomy places the organism in Eukaryota, Metazoa, Arthropoda, Insecta, Hymenoptera, Trichogrammatidae. The transcript is spliced from 8 exons. The record is from RefSeq and is a predicted model, not a curated record. Gene Ontology annotation, biological process: response to hydrogen peroxide; hydrogen peroxide catabolic process. Gene Ontology annotation, cellular component: mitochondrion; cytoplasm; peroxisome. Bases 1 to 1530 code for a protein of 509 amino acids. Gene Ontology annotation, molecular function: catalase activity; heme binding.